Messenger RNA from Archocentrus centrarchus (flier cichlid), 921 nucleotides. RefSeq lists its product as uncharacterized. NCBI's taxonomy places the organism in Eukaryota, Metazoa, Chordata, Actinopteri, Cichliformes, Cichlidae. The transcript is spliced from 5 exons. The coding region runs from base 40 to 921 and encodes 293 amino acids. The record is from RefSeq and is a predicted model, not a curated record.
GAACUAGAAGAAGUGCAGAAGCUGUUAAAAAAGGAAACAAUGGACUUAGAGCUGGCAUGUGCUUCCAAGGAGAAAGUGGAGGCUGAGCUCAAGAGGUUCCCAUCCUGUGAAGAGGUCACCGAGUGGGUAAAGGUGGUCCUCAAAAUGACAUCCCCACUGGCUGACUUAACCGAUAUGGAUGUGAAAUCUCUCCUAUCCAUGGUGACGAUGAAAGACAUCCAGGAUGCUGUGGAUAAGACGAGGGUUGAGCUCUAUAAAAUAGAGAGGAUGGUGGCAAACAAAAGGAAGGAGGAGGCUGAAGAAAGAGGGCAGAUGGAAAAGCACAUCACCAGUGAACAGCUGAGGAUACAGGGGUUGAUGAGGCAGUUAUCGGACUUGAAAGCUGAACUUGCACAGCGAGAGGAAACCUGCAAAUCUCUGGAAAUGCAGGUGAACAUCACAGAAGAACCAGAAAUCAAAGAUGACUUGGCCACUAAAAGCCGAGCGAAGCCUCAAAGAAAGGGACGAAAAAAAGCUGUUAAAUCUACUGAAAAGUUUCAAGACACAACAAACAAAAGUGAAUCAGCAAGGAGUAGAAACUCAAAUGCUCUGCAAACCUUAGCAGAAGAGGAACCAAACCUGUCUGGAGCUGCAGCAGAGCAGCAGAAAAAGAUGGUUAAAGCAGCCAGAGUGAAAAAGGAGAAAGCUGAAGUGCAUGAUUUAAAUGCUCAAGAGUCAGUACAGCCUGUGAGAGGAAGAAGACGAAAGCCUGCUGGAACAGCUCAGACCACAGUUUCCCAACAGAAAAAUCAAAGUAAAGUGAAAACUGGGGAAGCUGAGGCGCCCUCUUGUGGCAGGAGGAGAGCUGCUCCAGCUGAUGCUGCAGAGGAGGCACAAAGCGAAGGUCCAAGGAGGUCAAAGAGGAUCGCCAGUAAGAAGUGA